AUGAGCGCCCCGCCCGAUUCCGGCGAGCUUUUCACCAUCAGAAACCAGUUCUACACGGGCCAGCACACCAAAGUGGCGGCCUAUGACUGGGCCCUGUUUUCUCCGCAGGCCCAGUUGAAAGUCUACGAGUUCCAGGUGCGGUCCGCGCUUGCGCUUGCGCACGACCCGGCCGCGUUGCUCGGAAAGGGGAGAGCCGCGUUCCCCGAACACCCCGCCUUGCUGGCCGUGUUGCAGGCGUGGAGCGACGUCUCGGCGUCGGGCGUUGACGACGCGUCGUAUUUCGCUGCCGUGGGCGACGCGGCGUUCGAGGCCCAGGCCGUCUUGGCGGCGCUCUAUUUGGUCAAGUACCGCCAGGACGUGGACGGCGCCAUUUCGCUCUUGGCCCGCUUCUCCGCGCGGGGCACGGAAAACGCCUUGGAGUUGGAGCCCCACUUGCUCUUGGUGCAGUUGCACUUGCACAAGGAAAACUUUGCCGAGGCCAGCAGGGUGUACCAGCGAUUCCAGACGCUCCCGUUCGACGCGCGCGACGACAUCAUCUACCAUGUGAUGGAGAGCUGGAUCAACUCCGUCAAGGGCCAGGCGGACAACAUCAGCAAUGCCUACUACUUCUACGACGAGUUGUUGUCGUCCGAUUUCGACGACGACGUGCAGGGCCGCUUCCACAACUUGAGUGCGUUGUUCGUCAUGACCUUGCAGUUGAAGCACUUCCCGGAGGCCCAGGAGAUCUUGGACCAGGUGGCCGCCUUGGACUACCGAGGAACCGGCGCCGCAAACCUCGUUGCAAACCGCAUCACGUACGAGUACUUGACCAACAACGGCGCCAAUGUCGUGGCCUUGUUGAAGGAGUUGGCGGCCGCAGACCCUGCGCACCAGCUCUUGACUGAUUUCAGGGAGAAGAACGAGAGAUUCGACGCGAUUGUAGAAAAGUACCUGGUGGCCUGA
Molecule: messenger RNA, 942 nt
Organism: Metschnikowia bicuspidata var. bicuspidata NRRL YB-4993
Lineage: Eukaryota; Fungi; Ascomycota; Pichiomycetes; Serinales; Metschnikowiaceae
Product: coatomer subunit epsilon
Exons: 1
Coding region: 1-942 (313 amino acids)
Biological process (GO): endoplasmic reticulum to Golgi vesicle-mediated transport; intra-Golgi vesicle-mediated transport; retrograde vesicle-mediated transport, Golgi to endoplasmic reticulum
Cellular component (GO): COPI vesicle coat
Molecular function (GO): structural molecule activity; protein binding
Source: RefSeq, a predicted model, not a curated record